Molecule: messenger RNA, 1341 nt
Organism: Nanorana parkeri
Lineage: Eukaryota; Metazoa; Chordata; Amphibia; Anura; Dicroglossidae
Gene: SLC43A3
Product: solute carrier family 43 member 3
Exons: 8
Source: RefSeq, a predicted model, not a curated record
GUUCUGUAUCAAAAUGGAAUUUCACUGAAAACUUCAUUUCUAUUCCUUUCCUGCUGCAGUAGUGUUCAUAUUCUGAGAACUCUUUUUUUAUUGCCAAAAGGUCAUAUUCCAUACCCUCUGCCUGCAGAGUAUAACUAUGGUGUGAGCUGUGGAAAAGCCAUUUCUAAAAACAUAGAAUCGAUGGACUCUUCAGCACCACCUAAUGAUGCAGAAAAAAGCCAAGAUGCAAAGGAUCUAGCUGCAAAAGCUUUUUUAAACAGGCAGACGAAACAUGAUGAGCAGCCAGAAGUCUCAUUCUGGAGCUGUGCCUUCACAUCCCUUUUUGGUUGGCACUUAGUUUGGAUUUCUCUCAUGCAACUCAGGCACUACCUAUUCAUUGGAACUUUAAACACCACCAUCACCCAUCUGAGUGGAGGAGACCUGCACACAGUGAGUAAAUACACAAAUGUAUUUGCGGUGUCUCAGUUUUGUGGCAUUUUGUGUGCUCCUUGGAAUGGGCUCAUCAUGGACAGACAUAAAAGGAAAAACAAAGAUACUGAGAAGCAUGAUGACCUUCAUUCCUCCAUCUUAUCUCUAACUUUGACUGCUAUCCAGUGCAUAUUGUUUUCACUGUGUGCUUCAAUACCCCUUCUCCCUGCACUGUAUCCAACUUUCAUCUUCCAAGUGUUGAACCGAUCGUUUCUGUAUGGAGGCAAUGCAGCAUUUCUUUCUAUAGCAUUUCCAGCCAAGCACUUUGGAAAACUCUACGGACUAGCGAUGUCGCUUUCUGCGGUCAUAUCUCUUUUACAAUAUCCAGCAUUUUACAUCAUACGAACCCAUCUCCAUGGUGACCCUUUAUAUGUCAACAUUUUUCUUGCCGUUCUGAUGUUGGUGACAUUUGCCCACCCAAUUAACAUUUUUCGUGUUUGCAGAAAAGACAAGAAAGCCUCUCAAGACCAUGUGCAGUGGAACGAGCUCACAGGCUGGGGGCGCCCAGAGAUGACAACAGACCAAGACUGGUCUGACAAACAUGCUGACAAACAUAUGCUGUUCCAACUGUACCGUUCCCAAAGGAACCUGGUUGCCGGGGGACAUAGAAUUCUCCUAUUUGCAGACUACUCUGCUGAACUAACUAAACGCAGAAAAAAAUGUCAGGCGGUGUGUCAAGCCUUGGUACACCAAAGUAUUACAUUUGCACUAGCUUACCCCGCCACACUACGCAUCACCAGCCCUGAUGGCAAUGUCUCCUCCUUCACGUCUUCAGAGAAAGCACGAGCCUCCAUCCAGAACAUGGCGGACCCCUGUUCCAGCUCACCUAUCAAGAGCCCCCUGAGGAAGAAGAGGCUCGACACUAAUUCCUGA